Messenger RNA from Podarcis raffonei (Aeolian wall lizard), 4689 nucleotides. RefSeq names its product Mov10 RISC complex RNA helicase (gene MOV10). The transcript has 21 exons. The record is from RefSeq and is a predicted model, not a curated record. Lineage: Eukaryota; Metazoa; Chordata; Lepidosauria; Squamata; Lacertidae. Bases 210 to 3119 code for a protein of 969 amino acids. Gene Ontology annotation, molecular function: RNA binding; 5'-3' RNA helicase activity.
GGCGAUUGGUUUGUCUCCACCCUUCCCAGGCCGACGAGGAGCCUGAGUCAGCCUGGCCAUUAGCUUUCAGUUUCGUUUCUUCCGGUUCAGAGCCGAUAGUCUUGCAAGCAGAUAAGCUGCAGGCUGGGACAUUUCCCAGGCGGAGGGAAGCCGGCCAGGCGGAUUUGCUGGAGCUUGUUGGUGGGAGCGGAGGCGAGGAAGCGACCACCAUGCCUAAACGCACCGUAAGGGAGAAUAAGGAGAUCGGAGAGCGGUUCCUGCAGUUCCUAAAGGAAUCUGGCAAGGAAAAAGUGAGCAACAAAAAAGAGUUGACGGCGAUCUACAAUCAGGAGUUUCGGCACAGAGAGGAUGUUAGAGGACCUAACUUCUCGGCUGUUCUCUAUGCACUCUGGCGCUUUGGCCUUGCUGGGUUCCAUCGGGACUCCGUGAUGUUUGGAAGGGUAAAGAAAAAAGUAAAGUUUACUGAUCAGUACUGGAGACCAAGCUAUGAUGCUGGAGAUCAGCCUGACCAGGACCAAAGCCCAGGUGCUGCCCCACCUCCUCGCAGGUCACGUGCUAAGGACAGAGCCGAAUUGGUCUCCAAGAAGCAUGGAGUGGACAUUGUUUCGAGUUGUGAUGGGGAGAAUGGUAAAAUCAGUUUGCAUGUGUCUCGAAAUGAAGUAAAGAAUAUUGUAAUAGAGGUACAAAAUAAUGGAGAAAAUGAAGUGAUGCUGUCGAGUUUCAGAAAACUACGUGGACAUCGUGAAUUUACCUUUGCUUAUAAACAGCUACCUGUGAAAUUACAGCCAGGAGAAACGUAUAGGAUCCAAGUGCGCUGUCAGACAAAGGACUACGGAUACUUUCCUGUCACCAUGAUGUUUGAUUUUGAUAGUGCGCAGACUGGACGCUUCAUCAUUGGACGUUUCAUGUCUGCUGUUGCUCACAGUAAAUUAGAAGAACAGCUGGCUCCCUCAGCACCUUACAAGCCAUACCAAGCCAAACUGCACAAGCCACAGGAAGUUGAGAUAGUGGAAGGCAUUGCACCAAAAAACACUUGGAACUAUGACCUUAAGCAAAACAUACCUCUGCAGCACUACAACUACCCACGAGACCUGAAGUAUCAGGUAGAAUGCAUGAAUAAAGGUCACGCGCCCAAAGAUGGCACCCGUGAGAAGAUUGCACAGCUCCGGAGCGACCUGAAAGCUGCCUUGCAGUUUGACAACUACAGUAAGAAGUUUCAUCUGCUCCUUUACCUAGAGGAGAUCCAGAUGGAGGUGGACAUUCAUCGAUACGAUCAGUCUGAUGUUUGCAUGGAAGCAGACAAGAAUAGUCAGUUUCUUGUCCUGACGGCACCUGGUGUGGCCGAGAACCGCCCAUCAGUCCUGAAAGGGGAUCAUAUUUUAGUAACAUUGGCUGAAGAGCGCAAUCGGCACCCGAUUGUCCAAUACAAGGGCUAUGUCCAUGCUGUGGAAUGGGAUAAACUCAAGCUGGGCUUCUCUGAAAGGUUGACAUCUCGCUUCAUCAAUAAAAUGAAGUUUGAUGUGAAUUUCACCUUCUGUCGUCUGCCAUUACGAGUCCAGCAUCGUGCCGUUGACCUUGCCCAAGAGAGGAAACUUCAGAACCUGCUAUUCCCAACUUUCUCACUGGGACAUUCUCUACUCACUGUCGGUCAGCCGCUCAGAUUACAUGACCGGAAUCUGGAGAGCAACCAAGAGCAGGUGAAAGCUGUCCAUCAGGUGGUAGCAGGCAUGUCCAGACCAGCCCCGUACCUUAUAUUUGGGCCACCAGGUACGGGCAAGACAGUCACUAUGGUGGAAGCCAUUAAGCAGGUACUAAAGCAUGUUGAGGGUUCCCACGUGCUUGCCUGCGCCCCCUCCAACAGUGCCUCUGACCUGCUCUGUCAGCACCUUCUGAAACAUGUGGAGCACAGGAAGAUCUACAGGAUGAAUGCUAGCAGCAGGGAUUACCGCACCAUCCCUGAGGAUAUCAAGCAUGUCUGUAACUGGGACAAGAAACUGGAUUCUCCCGUCUUUCCUAGCAGGGAGAUUCUAGAAAACUACGGAGUGAUCAUCACCACCCUGAUAACAGCAGGAAGGGUGGUCUAUGCUCAGUUCCCUCCGGGACACUUUACUCACGUCUUCAUCGAUGAGAGUGGUCAUGCUGAGGAACCUCAGAGCCUGAUUGCCAUUGCAGGCAUCCUAGCCAUGAUGGACCCAAGGACUAAUGCUAAAGGAGGUCAGCUGGUUUUGGCAGGUGAUCCCCAGCAACUGGGACCAAUCCUGAGGUCUCCUCUGGCUAAGGAGCAUGGCUUAGGACUUUCCCUGCUGGAGCGGCUGAUGCAUGAAAACUCACUGUACGCAAAGAAGGAUGGGAGCUACAAUCCACAGUUUGUCACUAAGCUGCUGCGUAACUACAGGUCCCAUGCUACCAUCCUCAAGUUCCCCAAUGAUAAGUUCUAUGAUGGGGAGCUGCAGGAGCAUGGCGACCACGGCAUCACUGAGUCCUACUGCAAAUGGAAGGAGCUGGUGAAGCAGGGGUUUCCCAUCAUCUUUCACGGAGUCUGCGGGGAAGACCAGCGUGAAGGGAACAGCCCUUCGUUUUUCAACACGGCCGAGGUUAAAGUGCUGACUGACUACCUCAAAAAACUGCUCCUGGAGGAGCACGGCAAGAAAGGCAUGUCUCGCAUUUCCCCCAAAGAGAUUGGAGUCAUCACUCCAUACAGGAAGCAGGUGGAGAAGAUAAGAAAAGCCAUUGGUCUGGAACUAAAGGGUGUGAAUGAUAUCAAGGAACUAAAGGUUGGCUGUGUUGAAGAGUUCCAGGGCCAGGAGCGGCGUGUGGUGCUCAUCUCAACAGUGCGCAGCAGCAGCAAUUACUUCAAUAUAGAUGAGGAGUUCAGUAUAGGCUUCCUUCAGAACCCCAAGCGCUUCAAUGUGGCCAUUACAAGAGCCAAGGCACUCUUGAUAAUUGUAGGAAACCCGGCUACUCUCAGCAAGGAUCAAUGCUGGAGCGAGUUUCUCAAGUAUUGCAAGGACAAUAAUGCAUGCCGAGGAUAUUGGUAUGAGGCAGAUGAGAAUGAAGAGGAUGACGUGCUGGUAGAACUCGCUUCUCUCUCCUUGGCAGAAGGUAAGAGGCUAAAGUGAUCUAAAUUGGACUCCAGUUAUUUCAUGGAUGUAUAGUAAUCCUAAAUGCAUAGCAACUAACCUGAAAAGCCUUUUCAGAGUUGGGGCAGCCCAAGGAGGCUGCUCAGUUGACAGUUCUAGUAAUUCUCUGCUGGGUUCCGUCUGUGACUUGGAGAGUGGAUGAGCAGUUACCAAAAUAAAUGCAACCAUCUGAAUCUUGAUGAAAUACUUCCAUGGCUGUAUUUUUUUUCAUUUCCUGUGUGCUGUACAAUGGAUAGGGUUGCAGAAGCCACCCUUUCUACCUCCCAGCUUUAUUUAAAAAGAGAAAGAUCAGCAUUUUUUUCCAGCCAUGAACCCAUUUGACGAAAGCCAAUGUUCAAUUUUAUUUUAUUUUUGCACAUUUUCUGCAAGGGCUCAACAUCAAUUUUCAUCCAGAUUGGGGGGGGGUGUUGAUUGUUUAGAAAUCCUGCUUUCUUUCUAAACACACACACACACACACACACACACACACACACACACACACAAAUGUGGACUUUCACUGCAACUCACUUCAUAUAUUUUGAUGAAUAAGGAUUGCAAAAUAACAUAGCAUAAAUGAUUUUUGUUGGACAAAGUCCUGUGUAUUUAUUUUAAAGAAGUGCCUAUCUUUUAAGUACCCCUGAAUGCUGCCUUGUCAGUGCAAGGAGCUGCACAUUGUCAAGGCGAUGGGUGCUUGAGCGCAGAGGAAAGUCCUGGCAGCUGGAGCUUGGCAAGUGAUCACAAUGCAGCACAGGUCCUUCUGCUAUAACAUAUUCCCCACCAAUAAAUUGGCAGCUCUGGAGCAUGUCAGAUCAAUUUGGAAGCAAGGGCAAACUAAGGAAGCACUUUCUUUUGCUCUUCAUCUGGUUUUCCUUCUCUGCAGGCAACAAUUCUGGUGAGAGUCACGUCCAGCAGCAAAUGGACCCAGAAUGGCGACAUGAGCGCUGAGGACCUGUACUGUCUUAAAUCUUGGUACUGCUACUGCAGCCUGCAUUCUUGAAUAAGUUAUUUCUCCUGUUUACAUACUGAAAAAGCAGAUGAUGGCCCAACUAUAAAUGAAUCAUGUUUGAGCUCCCUAUUACUAUUUAUCUCAGGGGGUUAAAGCCAGAAUUUUAUAAAGAAAUCCUAAUUGUGCAAGAGGGAAUGCAGUGUGCCGUUACCUGCAUACACCUAAUGUAGUGUAAAUUCACUUUGUUGUUGCGCAAGACUUCUCUGCAUUCCUUCCUUUUGUGUCCAGUGGUGUAUGAGAAAAGACUGGUAUUAGUUUGAAACACAGAUGUGCUGGAUUAUAAAGCAAUCAGAAAUAAGAAAAGACUGGGGAAUGGCACUGAGUGCAGAGGCUUAACCUCUCCUUUUGAAACUGGCAGGAGGAAACGCUCCCUCCCUUUUUGCGGUUCAGAGACUGACAGCUAGAUUUCUAUUUCAAGCUGCAUUUAAAGUUUAUCAUGAAAUUGUUUUGGGGGACCAGGGGGAAGAUGAACCUUAACUCUUAAGCCCUUCCCAUUUCCAAGACUGUAUCAGAUUUUAUCAGGUGUUUUUUCUACUGGAUUGUCAUUAAAGCUUCUAGAAUUUA